UACAGUUCAACUCCACUCCUCACUCUAAACUUCCCGCCACUGUUGCCCCAAUUAGCUCCGCAAAAUUGCGUCUCUGCUUGUUACCAGCUAUGGAAGAGAAAGGUUCAGCUGCUAGUAGAGUAUUUCUUCAGGAAAAGGAAGAUUCGAACCAGAGUUUUUCCGAAGUGGAAGAUAUGGACCAUGACGAAUGGAUGACAAAUGACAAUUGUUCCUUAGAAAACAAGGGAGGUUUAGGAGUCCUUUCCCAGCUUGAACUGCUCACAGAUGUCAAAAGACUUCAUCAUUCAACCGAUACAGUGAACUCUGAUCAGCUGCAGAGGCGGACAGGUUUAUGCGAAGAAGAUGACGUUGAAGUUCCUUUGUUUAAGAGUCAGGAUGGUAGCCUGAUCAACAAAAAUGAUCAGGAUGGUAGCUUCAUCAACAAAAAUGAUCAUUGGAAGGCGUUGUCCUGCUCCUUAGAUGAUGAAUUUUGUCACGUAACUAGAAUUACAUCCACUUGUAAUUCAGAAGAGGAAAUUAUGUCUGAUGAUGAGAUGAGGCCUUCUACUGAUGGAAAAUUCAAAAGAGAUGGUAAAAGUACAAUGCUUAAAGUAAGUGCAGAUUGCAAAUCAGGAGCUUUCUUCAAUAAAGAUGUUGGGUGUUCAUCGGUAUACGGGGCCUCAUCAAAAUUAAACAGAUCAUCUAAAGGAAGCCCGGGCAAAUCUAAGGCCAAACUUUUGUUCCAAUCCCGGCCACAGAAGAAAGACUAUGCUUUGGUUGUCCAUGAUAGUUGUGAAGCCUGCAUGCCCUUAUCUGUGCUUCCACUAAAUGCAGAAUUAGACAUGCAAAGAAAAAAUAUAGAGUCACUGGAUGACUUAUUGGAGAAUUAUGGUGGAAAUGAAGUACAACAGUUCGAGGAGAAUUUGGUCUCAUCUGAAGUAGCAGUUGUACAUGAUCCAAAUGAGCAUUCCAUGGCUGAGGUUCUGGAUCACUUUCAGCAUACAAGUUCCUCACGAGGCAAUCCUAAAAUGCUGCAAACAAAAAGACCUGGAUCACGGUUCUUACGGAAGAGAAACUUGUUGCUGCUUGGUGACAGAAACAUGAGCAAUGGCGAUCAACCUGAGGAACUAGAUAGUGAUCCAUCUAGUGAUGAGGAUGAAGUUCCCCAGAUUCUGAAGUCUGCUAUACCUCAGAGGACCAUGGCUGACCAAUUUCAUCUAGCGUUAGGAGCUGUAUCCACAAAUGAGAGGCUAUGUAUUGCAAGGCCUAAGCAAUUCGGGUUAUCUGGAAGGUUGCAGCACGUGAUGCAAUGUGAAAAGGACAAAGAUACAUAUUUUUUGGAGAAGUCACAAACACAUGCUGCUACAAGUGGUGCAGAAAGCUUCAUUGAUGUGAGAAUUUUGUCAAGUUCUUUGGAGGCCAAGCUGACUGUUUGUUUUUGUGCUUUACAUGGAGAUGAAGAGGGUUCUGAGUGCCUGAGCAAUCCUCGAGAAAGGAAGGGUACUGGCAGAAGGAAGUUUAUUAUCAUUUUUAACUCAAGAAUUUGUAAAGAUGUCGAACUUACAAUAGGGAAUGUUAUCCGCAUACAUCAACCUUGGAAGGAGGUACAUGUGAACGAGAAAGACGAGGCCAUCAUUUUGUGUGCAUAUUUCUCUCAGAUUUAGUCUUUGGAUCACAUUUUAUACCAAGGUAAUAGCAAGGUUCCUUGAGAUAACUCUAUUGUUGUACUUUGCACUUGCCCUAUAUUUUCUAAAUAGAUAAAAAUAUAGAAGUCUAAUUUAUCCAUUUUCGCCAUAAAUAUUACUCAUGACUACUGCAAAAUGUAUGAAUGCCUUAAAACAAAUUGGUAUGCAUCUGCAGGUUUCCUGGUACAUCCCCAUGAUGUAUCCAAGAUCCUAUAAAGGAAUUUUUAUAUUUAGGAAAGAAUAGAUAUGGAAUGUAAUUAACUCUAAACACCGUAGGAUUUAUGUAAUUUUUACAGAAAAAAUAAAAAUAAUUCUGAGUGUUGAAGUUUACACCUCCCAUAGUUUGAAGUAGUCAAUCUGUACUAUCCAGCCUGUUUGUUCAACUUUAAAAUGCACUUAACAAAUUGGUUUAGUCAACAUAUAAGGAUAGUUGUGAGGUCAUUAGUUACCUAAUUAGAUUAGUAAAUUGUUCUUUCUCCAUCUUAUAAUCAUGGUAUUACUUAGCCUCUAAUCUUAAAGCAUUUAAAAAAGGUUUGCUUAGGAUCCAAGACUUUUUGGAUAUAUUGAUUUUUUUAAGAAUGAAAUCAAGAAAUUUUUACCCUACAUAUACCCCUCCAUAUAACUUCAUUUCAUCAACUUGGAGCAAUCUAUCAUAAUCCUAAUUUAUUAUUCUUGAAAUAAUGGCAAUAAAAGUCCAUGGUAUCCCCUUGUCAACUGCAACCAUGAGAGUUAUUUCUUGCCUUAUUGAGAAGGAUUUGGAUUUUGAGUUUGUCUUUGUUGAUAUGGCCAAAGAAGAACACAAGAGGCACCCUUUCCUUUCACUCAAUGUAAGCAUAAUUAAUUACUUUGUAUAACAACAUAAAUAUUUAAGAAUUGUUUUAGAUCAUAAAAUCCAAAAGUAUUUUUUUCUUAAACAUCGUGUCAAGUCAAAUGGUGCUACAUAAAUGGAAAGGUUGAAGUACAUUAUUAGCAUGUUUGAUCAAGUUUUGGAGAAGCUAAAAGUAUUCAUUUUUUUAAAAAUGUUUAUUUUAGAAAUUUGAGGUGUUUUAGUGUUUUUUAGUAAUAGCAAAAACUGAAAAAAAUAUUGUUUUUUUCUAAAAACACUUUUGAAACUUUGGUCAAACACAAAUUGUUGUGGUGACAAAACAUUUUCCAAAUUGAUGGCAAAUUCUAAUUGUCAUCAUCCAAAAUACUUUUUCGAGUAACACUUUUACCAAAUACAAUACUUUUUAAAAUUAAUAAUUUCUAAAAGUUUGGCUAUACAAACUAUAAAUCUAUUUGGUAGUGAUUUUUACACAUAAAUUUAUAUUCCGUGUCAAAAAUACUUAAAUCAGUUGACUUAUACUUCUUAUUAAUCCAAUUUUUUUUUCAUAUUGUAAUUUGAGAUCAUGAAUUCAUAUCAUAUAUUAAAAUGACAUUUCUCAAUGG
Messenger RNA from Solanum pennellii, 3092 nucleotides. RefSeq lists its product as uncharacterized. The coding region runs from base 90 to 1643 and encodes 517 amino acids. The record is from RefSeq and is a predicted model, not a curated record. The transcript has 14 exons. NCBI's taxonomy places the organism in Eukaryota, Viridiplantae, Streptophyta, Magnoliopsida, Solanales, Solanaceae.